Molecule: messenger RNA, 1273 nt
Organism: Theobroma cacao (cacao)
Lineage: Eukaryota; Viridiplantae; Streptophyta; Magnoliopsida; Malvales; Malvaceae
Product: vitellogenin-2 protein
Source: RefSeq, a predicted model, not a curated record
AUUAGCACGGAAAAGAAAAAGGCUCUGGCUAAGUUAGUAACUUUGGGCGGAAGAACCCGCGCCCCUUUGGAGGGCUGGGUUCCUAGCAGCCCAGCUCCUGCAGAAGGUCAAAAAGAUCCCAAGUUCAGGGUCCCAGCACCCAAAGCCAGCCCACAAUUAGCCGUUACCCCCUUGCGCAUAAAGUCCCCUACUGCACCGCCGACUGGGCGGCGAGCACCUUGUGUUCCUUUCUUCUUCUUUGAUGCACAGUUGCCCUGUGGUUGAUUCCACCUGCAGGCAGGCUCCUUCUUCCUCAAAAAUAAUGGCAGAUUUUGGUUUCUUAUCUGAUACAGAUGAGUCGGCUGUAGAAGAAGUCAUCUCCCAAGCACAAGACCUGUGCGUACUGGAGCAGCUCUCUGCUAUCAACUGCUCUGCUCUCGCCCACUCCGUCCUUCCGUCCGAUUUGGACUCCCGAUUCUGCCGACUCAAAUCCUUUCCUGUGCCUAUAACCCGCACAACUCAUCAAAGUCCAGACAAGGAUUGCCACUCUGAUUCCCAUGAUAGCCCACAACGGAAAUACUCUUUCAAACCCAAACAGACACCUUCUUCACCUCCCUCUAUUUCAGAUUCUAGCCCCCAAAAUGCACUCUUCUCUCCUUCAGUACCCAAAAAUCGCCUCCCAUCAAAUUCUCGCUCAUUUGCUUCUCCUUUGCCUCCGGAUUCUUCUCCACCCCAAAAAGCUGGGUGCUUUUGGUGUUCUCCCAAAAAGAUUUCUAAGAAAAACAAGGAAAAUAGGGUGCUGGGUACCGCUCUUGAUUCUGAUGAAUUCCUGUCCAAUUUUACUACUUUUUCAGUCAAAGAACAGCAAAGCAUGCUCAACAACGCAAUCAAGGAACAAGACAAGAUUAGCCGGGAGGCAGAAAAGAUAGUUAAUUGGGCAAAGCAAGCAUCCGCAAGGAUGACCUUUCCUGGCAUUGAAGAUGAGCUUAGUCACAGUGAUGAUGAACAUGCUAAAUGACUAUACUUUUCAUUUUCAUUUUUUUUCUGGAUAAGUGUAUUUUUCUUUUUAAUAUGGGCAAGGGGGGACUGGAAUCCAAAGGUAUCAUGCACCCAUAGAUUGAGUUUAUUUUUCAUAUUCUCUUCUUUCUACUCCAAUCAUACACUUGUUUAGGUAUCUUUAGUUAUUCUAAUGAUGUUAGCUCAUGUUAUACUCUGUCAUCUUUUCUGUUACAUGCUAAUUGCUAUACUAAGUAUUUUGUAAAUUGUUAUACUUUUUCAAUAAACAUCCUUUCGA